This is a messenger RNA of Penicillium chermesinum, 2748 nucleotides long. RefSeq names its product Mechanosensitive ion channel family. Gene Ontology annotation, molecular function: calcium ion binding; calcium channel activity. Gene Ontology annotation, cellular component: membrane. The record is from RefSeq and is a predicted model, not a curated record. Gene Ontology annotation, biological process: calcium ion transmembrane transport; intracellular calcium ion homeostasis. Bases 1 to 2748 code for a protein of 915 amino acids. The transcript is spliced from 3 exons. NCBI's taxonomy places the organism in Eukaryota, Fungi, Ascomycota, Eurotiomycetes, Eurotiales, Aspergillaceae.
AUGUCGAGUCCCGUAGAUGAACGGCGGACAUUCCAUGUUCAGGAGGACCAGAUCCACGAAAACUCUCUUUCCUCCGAUGAAGGGACGUUCGUACAAGAAGGGCCCAGCGAUUCGGCGAACAACAAGUUAAGAGUCGACACUGCCUACGACGAUGUCGCGACCGAGAAGGACGUCCCGAUCCGCACCCCCUCAUCUCGCCGCGAGCAGGCCACUCGCCUGGAGGAUGAUUUGUUGCUCCUGCAGGCCGAGCGGGUGGCCUCCCGGUCGACUCAGGGUGCUGAAGAGGGCGAGAACAAUUCGCUGGGCCGCUCACGAUCGCGCCGAACGGAGCGCGUCGAUGAGUUCGACGAAGCGACCAACCCUCUCCAUGAAGUAGCGGCGGCUUACACGCCGCCUGAGAGGCCGAACACUAAGCUCGCUGUCUUCGUGAAGCGGGUCCACCAGUCCAGCUUUAUCAUUCGCUACUUUACGUACAUUGCGCCCUUGGUCGUUAUCCUGCUGAUCCCGCUGCUGGUCGGCGCGCUUGCAUAUCCCGACAGUAACGUUGGAGGCGUGAAGCUGAUGUGGUUUUCCAUCUGGUUAGAGAUCGUCUGGUUGACCUUGUGGGCUGGUCGACUGGUGAGCAAGGCCCUGCCGGCCGCCGUCAGUGUGCUGGCCAGCAUCUUUACCAACAAUGAAAAGAAAUGGCGGGAUAUGGCCCGGCAACUGGAAAUACCAGCCGCACUGUUCUUCUGGUGGUUGGGAGUCGAGAUUUCCUUCUUGCCUACAAUGAAGAACCACCACGUCGACGGCAACACCGCAACCCGAGGAUGGGAGAGGACUGUGAACAAACUCAUUAUCAGUGCGUUCGUGUUCACUAUCCUGAACUUCAUCGAGAAGAUCAUCAUCCAACUGAUUGCCAUGAGCUUCCACAAGCGUACCUAUGCCGAUCGCAUUGAAAUCAACAAAUUCCAAAUCGGCAGUCUAACCAAGCUUUAUGCCUGGUCGCGCAGCCGCAUUACAGAAACCGACGAGGCUUUUCGGGAAAAGGAGAGCGAUGAGCCCCCCCCGAAGGCGCAAAGACUCCCAUGCGCCCACCGGAUCGCCAAGGCCACCGUCAGCAAAACCGCGAACAAGGUCAGCGACAUCGCCGGCGCCGUCGCCGCGGAUUUCACCGGCAAUGCAGUCAGGAGUAGUUCGGAUCCCCACCAAGUCAUCCUCACUUUGCUGCGUUCAACGUCGGGUUGCCAGACUUUGGCCCGCCGGUUGUACCGUACAUUUGUGCGGGAUGGCUUUGACACGGUCUUCUCGGGCGACUUGAAGGAAGCCUUCACUGACGGCGACGAGGCCGAGGCUGCCUUUGCCAUGUUCGAUCGUGAUAUGAACGGUGAUAUCUCUAUGGAAGAGCUUGAAUCUGUUUGCGUGGACAUUGGCCGCGAACGCAAGUCUAUCACCGCUUCAUUGAAGGAUCUUGACUCGGUGGUCAGCAGGCUGGACGAUGUAUUCAUGCUCUUCGUCUUUAUCAUUGUUCUGAUUGUCUUCCUCUCCUUGAUCUCAACGUCCGCUGCCGGGGUCUUGACCUCUGCCGGCUCCAGUAUCCUGGCUCUGUCGUGGCUGUUCUCUGCCACCGCCCAGGAGUUUCUGCAGUCCGUGAUCUUCGUCUUUGUGAAGCAUCCAUUCGACGUCGGUGACCGCGUCACCAUCUAUGGUAAUUCGGGUGACGCUGGCCUGGGUGAUGACUAUUUCGUCAAGGAGAUCACGCUGCUUUACACCGAGUUCAAGAAGAUGCAAGGUCAUGUGGUUCAAGCUCCCAACAGCUACCUGAACAGUCUGUUCAUUCUGAACCAGCGCCGUUCUGGAGCUCUUGCCGAAGCCAUCACGAUCGUCAUCAAAUACGGAACCACCAUUGACCAGAUCGAUAGCCUUCGCCAGCGUCUGUUGGAGUUUGUCCGCAGUGAAAAGCGCGAUUUCCAAACCAACGUUUUGACCGAACUUCGUGCUGUCAACGAGAAUUUCUCGCUCUCCCUCAACGUCGUCUUCUUCUACAAGUCUAAUUGGCAGAACGAGGGACUGCGUCUCCAGCGUCGUAACAAGUUCAUCUGUAUGAUGAUGAUCGCUCUGCAAGAGAUCGGUAUCGAGGGCCCUCGUAUGAACCUUUCGGGCUACGGCGUCGACGUUCCAUUCCACGUCUCGUACCAGAAUGCGCCUAUGAUGGCUCCACCCCCGGCGGUUCCUAUUGGGGACGCGUCUUCCACGCUGAGCGAGAACACGGGCACGAGCACCGGCCAUGUCGGUCGCCAGACUUCUAUUCUGCGCAAAGGCAUGAACACUGCAAAUGCCCGCGCCCGCGGCGCAUCAGUCUCGCGCAAGCACGUCGACUUCUCGCUCGGCAUGUCUGGCAUUUCCUCUGGUGACGUGAUGGGUGAUGUCUUCGACGACGACCCGACCAGCCGCAUGAACUCCGUCAUGAAUGCCGAGAGAGAGCGUGAAUCCGAUGAGAGGCGCAUGCAACAGAUCGCGGAAGAAGAGGAAGAGCGUCGAAGCCGGACUUCGUCGUCGCUACGCCGCCGCUCCACUUUCGCUUCCCCUGCCAACUCGGCAUCGGGGCGUCAGUCAGUCGAUGCCUCCAGCUUCCACAGCGGCACUUCAACCAGCCACCGGAACCGUUUCUUCCGCUCUCGUAGCAAUCAAGCUCACGAUCCCUCCGAUGUGGAACAAGGGACUCGGGUAGCCUCGCCAGCUCCACCCCCGCCAGCUGCCCAAGAAUAA